AAAGCGACACCGUCUCAAUCAUUUACAGUCCACGCCCCCAAAAUCCUCCUCUCUGUACUACAUCUUCUUCCGACUCCCGAGGACCUCCUCCGACUCGCCAUGAACUUGCUGGAAAAGCUGAAGAUGCCAAAGAAGGAGCCCCAGUCACCUCCCCCCGAGCCCCCUCUCGUCUGGACCGAAAUCUCCGGCUCCCACUCUCGCCGCUUCCUUUUCGAACCGGACGGUCAACUCUCCGUGAAGGUUUUGGAUGAUUCAAGGCCGGUAAUUCACAGAGUGGUUGACUCCUUCCUUAACAAAUUUUUCCCUUCUGGAUAUCCGUACAGUGUGAGUGAGGGGUAUCUUAGGUACACGCAGUUUCGGGCUCUGCAACACUUCACCAGUGCUACGCUAUCGGUGCUGUCAACUCAGUCACUGUUAUUUGCUGCAGGCUUGCGACCGACCCCUGCCCAAGCAACUGCUGUGAGUUGGAUUCUAAAGGAUGGGAUGCAGCAUGUGGGGAAGCUCAUUUGUAGCAACUUGGGGGCUAGAAUGGAUUCGGAGCCUAAAAGUUGGAGAAUUCUGGCUGAUGUACUAUAUGACUUGGGCACCGGCUUGGAAGUACUUUCUCCCUUAUGUCCACAUCUAUUUCUUGAAAUGGCAGGCCUGGGCAAUUUUGCAAAGGGGAUGGCAGUUGUUGCAGCAAGAGCCACAAGAUUACCUAUAUAUUCUUCAUUUGCCAAAGAAGGCAAUCUUAGUGAUCUUUUUGCAAAGGGCGAGGCCAUCUCAACUCUUUUCAAUGUUGUUGGAUUAGGAGCAGGAAUUCAAUUAGCAUCUACUAUUUGUUCAUCGGUGCAAGGAAAGUUGGUUGUCGGGCCUCUUCUUUCGAUCAUACAUGUAUACAGUGUUGUUGAAGAAAUGCGAGCUGCUCCUGUAAACACAUUGAAUCCUCAGAGAACUGCAAUGCUUGUGGCUGAUUUUCUCAAGACAGGGAAAAUAUCUAGCCCUGCUGACCUAAGAUACCGAGAAGAUCUCCUGUUUACCGGGCGGCUAAUAGAAGAUGCUGGAAAUGUAAAAGUUGGAAGGGCUUUGCACAAGGCGGUGAAGCCGUCAAAACUUCGCGAAUUGAAGCAAAUAUUCCCUGAGGAGAAGUUUAUUUUAAGUCAUGGAACUAAAUGGGUUGACAUGAUAUUGGAGCAUGAUGCUACUGCUGAAGAUGCAUUGAGGGGGUGGCUUGUUGCGGCAUAUGCUGUACAUAUGGAGAAGUCUUUUCAUGAGCCAAGUGGUAGCUUCCUGCAAGAGGCUUACGACAAGAUGAAUGAUGUGUUCUCUCCAUUUUUAUCUGGACUGCAGGCCAGAGGAUGGCAUACUGAUCGUUUUCUUGAUGGAACAGGAAGCCGGUUUGCAUGGUAGUAUUCAAUAAUCCUUUACUUCUUCAAGAUAGAGAAAUUCUUUGAUUACAGUGAGGGGUUUUUCCCCCUUUCCACAGUGGGACUAAGUUAGUGUUCAGGGAGCUUGGAAUUUCAAUUGAACUUGCAUGGAGAUUGUGUACCUUGUCUCGAAAAUGAAAGAGAGCAUUGAAAUUCUAUGUCUCUCUUAGUUUUAUUUGAAGGGAAAAAUCAAAUUUAGUUCUUAUGAUUU
Molecule: messenger RNA, 1617 nt
Organism: Alnus glutinosa
Lineage: Eukaryota; Viridiplantae; Streptophyta; Magnoliopsida; Fagales; Betulaceae
Product: protein root UVB sensitive 2, chloroplastic
Exons: 10
Coding region: 100-1389 (429 amino acids)
Biological process (GO): response to UV-B; auxin polar transport
Cellular component (GO): chloroplast envelope
Source: RefSeq, a predicted model, not a curated record